ACCGAAAACAUUUUCUCACAUUUCAGAGUUGAAGUUCAAACCCAUGAAACCAGAGCACAGAUUCUUUCAAUAUUCCCUUUGCCUCUUUCUUCUUCUCCCUUGUUCAUUUUUCAAACACUGAGAAAGACGCAACAGUAGCAGCGGCAAGCACGAAACGACGUCGUUGAGAGAAGCUCGUGUCUCUCACCUCAACCCUUCUCCAAGGUGACCCCUUCGCUAGGAUCCUCAAAGUUGCAUGAUAAGUAGUUUAGUACUUCUUUCAUCUCCUAGUUCAAGCAUAGUUACCAGUUGGACACUGUUCUUGACUUCUUGUAUUAUAAGGGGGAAGCCGCUGAUAAGCUAAGCACAGGAAAUCUCUGGGAUAUGUGAAACUUGGCAAAAAGCAGUAUGGGAAACAACAUAUAUGAUGGGCAGAUAUUAGCAGAGAAGUUGUCGAAACUCAACAAUUCGCAACAAAGCAUUGAAUCAUUAUCCCGUUUGUGUAUUUCUCACCGGAAGAGAGCUAAAGAAAUAGUUGAAACAUGGGAUAAACUGUUCAGCUCUUCCCAGAAGGAGCAGCGUAUCUCUUUUCUAUACUUGGCUAAUGACAUCUUGCAAAAUAGUAGGCGGAAGGGCAGUGAGUUUGUUAAUGAAUUCUGGAAAGUUCUUCCAGCAGCUCUCAGGCAUGUUUAUGACAGUGAUGAACAUGGAAAGAAAGUAGUAACGAGACUUAUUGACAUUUGGGAGGAUAGGAAGGUUUUUGGUUCACGGGGUCAGGGUCUUAAGGAUGAAAUAUUGGGUAAGAAUCUCCUUCCAUCAUCUACAACUCAGGGUCUUAAGGAUGAAAUAAUGGGUAAGAAUCCCCUUCCAUCAUCUACAAGCAAUGGGAAGAGUUCCAAUCCUAUCAAGAUAGUGAAGAGGGAUGCCCACUCUGUGAGAUUAAAACUGGCUGUUGGGUGUUUGCCAGAGAAAAUAUUAAUGUCAUUGCAUUCUGUUCAUGAUGAACAUAUUAAUGAGGAAGCUGCCUUAAACAAAUGCAUUGCUGUUGUACAUCAAGUUGGUAAACUUGUAGAAGAUGCUGAAAAUACGUUGGCUCAAGGAAAUCAGCUGGGUUCCACAUUGAUAAAUGACUUGAAAGAGCAGGAAAAUGAACUUAAACAAUAUAUAGUACAACUUGAAAAUGCUGAGGGUGCCAGGGCUACUUUGCUUUCCCAGCUUAAAGAUGCACUGCAGGAACAGGAAACAAGGCAAGAGCUUGUUCACACCCGGUUGCUAGCUGCACAAGGUCAGGUUGAGCAAGCAGCCAGUAUCAGGAAGAGGUUUACCCGAGCACCAGAAGCCACUAGGGCAUUGGAGCAAAAUCUUCCAUCAGUUCAUCCAAACAGCAAUCCUCUUCAGCCUUCUUUUACUCAACCUUCUAUAUCUUUUGCUCCUCUCCAAACCACUGAAGAAGAUAAGAAGGCAGCAGCAGCUGCUGUUGCUGCUAAGCUUGCUGCCUCUACAUCCUCUGCCCUUAUGCUUACAUCUGUCCUUUCUUCCCUUGUUGCUGAAGAAGCUGCCUCCAUGAACGGUAGCUUAAAUUCUACCGGCUUUGCUUCUGGAUUACCUAUUUACAAUCCAGAGAAGAAACCCAAGCUUGAUAAACAAUUGUCUGUUUCUGAGGUUAACAGUACUGAUACAGGGAGCUCUUCUUUUUUCAGUACUUUGCAACCACCAUCAGUGGCAAAUGUGCCACUGACACAAUCAACCAACUUGCAACCCUUGUCACAACCCAAUCAACAAGCUGCAUUUACUUCAGGCCCUCCACCCCCUCCUCAUUCCCCAGUGAACCCACCAGCAAAUCAUUAUGUUCAAUCUACUGGAUUGAUGGUUGGGGGAAUUCCUUAUGCAUAUGGAUCAAACAAUCUACCACCUCCACCUCCUUUACCUCCACAUGUUGCAAUAGGGUUAUCGAGGCCCAACACUCAGCCAUCACAGGCUCAGCAAGUGCCGCCGCAGCAACAGCAGCAGCCAUCAUCAACUGGAGGAUUUUACAGGCCACCUGGCAUAGGAUUUUAUGGGCAAAGCCAUUCAUCAACACAACCGACACCAGUACCUAGGCAGUGAGCACUGUUCAAAGAUCAGCAGCUAAUAUUGCUGCAAUCUUUGUAUCAAGUUCCCUUGGGAAACUGUACACCCAGGGGAGGGUGUGUAGUUAUGUAAAGUAGUAGAAAAUUAGAUGUGGCAUUGACAAGAAUUCUGUAUCUUAAAUCGGAGUUGUGGGCUUUGUCAUCAUUAGCUGAUACCUGAGAUCUUCUUGACUAUAGUCGAUUACUGUUUAAAAGGAAGAACCUGAUGGGGCCCUUGCAAAUUGUUCUAAAACACUCAGUACUCUUGUAUCAUUUGUGUGGACCACCUCUGUCUUCAUGAAGCUGCAUAUUUGCAUGAAUAUUAGUGGCUGGGGUUAGUCAACUCUUCUAGAUAAAAUCGUAGGAGACUUGUCAUUGCUCACCAUUCUCCUAGGAAACUAUUUUCGGAGCUAGGAGGUUAAUGUAGGGCAGUAUCAGUUGACACUUGACAAGGCAUGUUAGCAUUUUUCUUUGGGUUUUGCAUGAUAAAGCCUUUAUUUGUGCGAAAGAUUUUAGAGAAAUUCUUGUCAUAACAUGGGAAGUCCUUUGGUAUGGUCUGCACAGGCCCCUUCCCCAUGACAAGAUAUCCUUGUUUGUUAUUCCCUUUUUAAUUGUUCUUGAAAA
Messenger RNA from Cajanus cajan (pigeon pea), 2711 nucleotides. RefSeq lists its product as uncharacterized. NCBI's taxonomy places the organism in Eukaryota, Viridiplantae, Streptophyta, Magnoliopsida, Fabales, Fabaceae. The record is from RefSeq and is a predicted model, not a curated record. Gene Ontology annotation, biological process: mRNA 3'-end processing. Gene Ontology annotation, molecular function: RNA polymerase II complex binding.